AUGUCCGUCUCUAUUGAGACCACUGAGAUUCCUACUCCCGCCGUCCUCCCCAUUCAGACCCCAAGCCUUGGCUCCAAGUCGAGGAUGCCCGAGUUCAGCCUGGCUGGAAAGGUCGUCUUGGUCUCUGGUGCAGGCCGUGGCUUGGGUCUCGUCCAAGCUGAAGCUUUGCUGGAAGCUGGUGCCGUUGUGUACGCACUAGACCGUCUGGAGGAGCCUUCUCCCGAGUUUUCCAAAGUGCAGGAGCGCGCGGUGGAGGAGUUGAAUACCCGAUUCUACUAUCGUCGCAUUGACGUCCGCGACGCAGAGCUGCUCAACAGCACCGUCGAAGCCAUCGCCGACGCUGAGGGCCGCAUGGAUGGUCUAGUCGCCGCCGCUGGCAUCCAGCAGGAGACCUCCGCGCUCGAGUAUACCGCCAAGGACUCCAACACCAUGUUCGAGGUCAACGUGACCGGGGUGUUCAUGACCGCGCAAGCAGUCGCCAAGCAGAUGAUCCGAUUUGGCAACGGCGGGAGCAUGGCCCUGAUUGCCAGCAUGAGCGGCACUGUCGCCAACAAGGGACUCAUCUGCCCCGCAUACAACGCCAGCAAAGCCGCCGUCCUCCAGCUGAGCCGCAACCUCGCCAUGGAGUGGGGCCAGUACAACAUCCGCGUCAACACCAUCUCCCCGGGCUACAUCGUGACCGCCAUGGUCGAGAACCUAUUCGUCAAGUUCCCCGAGCGCCGUGACGAGUGGCCCAAGCAGAACAUGCUUGGUCGACUGUCCGCCCCCGAGGAGUACCGCGGCGCAGCGGUCUUCCUCAUUAGUGACGCCAGCUCCUUCAUGACCGGCAGUGAUCUCCGCAUGGACGGAGGUCACGCAGCCUGGUAG
Molecule: messenger RNA, 867 nt
Organism: Aspergillus campestris IBT 28561
Lineage: Eukaryota; Fungi; Ascomycota; Eurotiomycetes; Eurotiales; Aspergillaceae
Product: putative short chain dehydrogenase
Exons: 2
Coding region: 1-867 (288 amino acids)
Cellular component (GO): intracellular anatomical structure
Molecular function (GO): oxidoreductase activity, acting on NAD(P)H, oxygen as acceptor
Source: RefSeq, a predicted model, not a curated record